AGUUUACUCAGAUUAGUUUAUUUUUUAUUUAAAAGUACAAUACUGUACAUAAAAAAUGAAAAUGGUUUCUGCUUCUUCCUUUGGUAGUUAGCAACAGUCCUGACCUAUAUAGCGGGAAGGAGACUACCAUCAACUGACCCUCUCGAUUGUUCCUCCUCAUUGCUUGAUUGUUCUAUUCUUAAUUGCUUAUAACUUCUAGGUUUUCUUUGUUUUAGAUUUCUUUGAAGAGUUUUUAUUGGAGGUAAUGUUUCAUAACUACCCAGCUUUUUAUUGAAAAUUUGAAUACUGCUUUGACGAUUUUUAUUUGACGAGUUUUGUUUCUGUUGUUUAUUCGUUCUUGUCAGUUUUUGUUUGCUUUUAGAUUCUACAGUGUUUAUUUCUUUGGAUGUUUCAGAUGUUAUAUCGGUUUCUAUACUCGUAAGACUUCCCUCUUGAAAGAGUGGAUAUACACAAUAUUUGUUAAGAAUGUUUGGCAUCCAUGCAUUGACAAACAGUUGUUUCUUCAGGCUUAUUCCCAUUUGUCCUUUGAGGAUCUCUCCUAUCAUAUAUUUCAUAGAAUCGUCCUCAUCCCAGCCAUGCUCACGACCUUGAUCGUCCAACUUCUUCAGCCAAUCAGAACGAUCUUUGAGUAACAAUUGCUUUUCCAAUUCUCUGAUUUCACGUUCACGCUUUCUGGCCUGGAACAUUUCCAUUUUGCAUUUGCAAUAUUUUACUCAAGUUUCAUGAAAGACCAAAAUGCUGCAUUUAAUAUCGUACUUAAAAGUAAGUAUAACAUUAAAUGGGCACCAAUACUGGCGUUGGCAUUUUGUUAAUUCUGUAAUACCAAAUCAUUAUUUUCCAAUCACUUGCAUGUAUCAAGGCUAGACAUUUUAAAAUGUUUUAUAGAGUGCAGGUAUACCCCCCCCCCCCCGUAUACGGAAAACUGCCGUAUAACAACUUUACUUUUUUUUAUUGUAUUUAAAUGUUGAAGUGAAUGAUGAGACGGGGUUGACUAAUUGUGUACCUGUACAAUCUUUUGUCUCUCUAAAUCACAUUUUGUUGUCAUCAAUGACACCGUCUCGGCCAUAUUCCGUGCCCUUAUUUGCUUUGACGUCGUUCCUAUAGCCGCAUAAUAGUUUGAACCAUCUAAAGCACCAGUUACCAAAUAGUCCGGUUUGAAUUUUGACAUUCUUCCCAUUUUCGUUUAAUGUUGGCUAUCUAGUUCAGUUUCCUGGUAGCUGCGUAUAAACAAUUCCUAGACAUUUGUUAUGAAAUCAAAAUCAUAACCUUGACAACGAGAUCAGUGAAGAUAUUGUUACAUCACAAAAUAUAUGAAAAAGUCCAUAAGAGCGUGUUGUGACGUCAUGUUGACAAACUACUGCUUCCAAGGCAAACACCAAUGCUUUUAAUUUGUUUUAUCUAAUUUAGAUAUAAAUGACACAUGUUUGGAAAAUGACACCACAGAAAAUAUUUUUGAGAACGUGAUGGUUGAAAAAACGAUGAACUCAAAAUGGCUUUUUGACCUUAAAAAUGAACGAACAGGGUUGAAAAUAUCCAAAUCUCCGAAAAGAAAAGUUCUGAAAAAGAAGGUGAAAGCUCCUGCAACUGUUGCUACUGCACAGUACAGUGAUAAACCACAAGAAAACAACAAGAAGAAUACGAAUAUCGAUGAGGAUAGGCUGAGUUUUGAAGAUGUUGCUAUUUUCUUGCUGGAGAAUAUAGAUAAGGAAAGGGCAACCAUUAACCAGAAAUUACCAGUGCGCCCACAGCACAUCAAGCAAAAUGGGACAUUCUUUCCAGAGAGAAAGAUCAAACGACGAAGACAACGACAACGCUCUACUGGCACGGAUGCUAGCGGGAGUACACAUAACAUGAAUACAGUAACGUCCAUCCCUUCUUUACAGUUAAAAGUGAUUGAAAAAGAUGGCCAUAAAGUUACUACCCUUUCAUCAAAAAAUUCUCACACAGAAAACAGUAGUUACACUAAAGCUAGCUUGCCCGAAGUUGAGUCCUACAAAUCAAUCCAAAAGCCUCAAGAAGGGAGUGGGGGCACGUUGUAUGGACAUAAACCACACAAAGACGUUCAACGGAAAUCCAGUUUGGCAUUGGCCACCGAGUCGGUUUGCAAGAUUUUAGAUACUGUUGACAGUAUCAGGAUUAAAAGUAUCAAUGGCAAAUCAUUACCUGGUAUUUCUAAUUCAUCCAUUUCCUCAUGCAGGACCAAUGCCAGACGAGCCAGCAUCUCUAGCACUACUAUCCCAAGAUUACCGAGGAUUAACUGAAUUCAAAAACAAUGGAAACAAAUUCUGAACUCGUUUAUUGCUAUUAAUAUUGUCAUUAUAUUCAUUAAAAUUCACU
Messenger RNA from Owenia fusiformis, 2337 nucleotides. The record is from the annotation of a GenBank genome assembly. Lineage: Eukaryota; Metazoa; Annelida; Polychaeta; Sabellida; Oweniidae.